AUGGCUUCCCUGAGGAACAUCUUUCUGGUAAGCUUGUCAUGCCUUCUCGGUUUGACUGCUGCGUGGUAUAAUCCGAUUCGCAACCCUGGUGGCAGUGAUCCCUUUCUUGUCUAUACUGGUGGAUAUUACUACCUCUUGAGUACAACGUGGACCGAUGUUGAGAUUGCACGAGCAACGACUAUAGCUGGCUUGGAGACUGCGACCAAAAAGUCCGUCUAUUCAACGUCAACAGCAUCGCGAUGCUGUAAUGUUUGGUCUCCAGAGGUCCACUAUUUGGGUGACACAUGGUAUAUUUACUAUACCGCUGGGGAAACAACCGAUCUAGAUGGACAGCGGCUCCAUGUCCUGACAGGUGGCUCCACCCCUUGGGACGAUUUUACGUAUACCGGUCAACUCACCACUGAGUGGUCCAUUGACGCGUCGGUGCUGCGGUUCACAGAUUAUGGAAAUUUCAUGAUGUUUUCGUGCUUCCACGAUGUGACAUAUCAAUCGAUCUGCAUUCAACAGCUAGGAUCCGACUAUGUCUCGUUAACGGGUGAUAUUUAUGUCAUCUCCCAGCCUACCGAGUCAUGGGAAACAAGCGGCACGCCCGUAAACGAAGCACCUUCGGCCCUUUACUUCGGAGGCACAACCUACAUCUCGUACUCCGCCUCAUACUGUUGGACGGCAGACUAUUGCCUCGGGCUUUUGACAUGGGACGGCUCUACGGAUCCUACCGAUGCUAGUGCUUGGUCCAAGAGCAGUGACUGUGUUUUCUCCUCGGCAAAUGGAAACUAUGGGACCGGUAGCAAUGGUUUCUUCCAAAGCCCAGAUGCAAGCCAAACAUGGAUUGUUUAUCAUGCCACGGAAUACAGCUCAGGCGCUUGCAAUGACAGUAGGUAUACAAUGGUUCAGUUAUUGGGAACUCACACGGAUGGAAGUCCAAAUUUCGGCAGCCCUGUGGCUUGGACUCAUGCUUACAGUGAGCCUAGUGGAGAGUAA
Messenger RNA from Penicillium cataractarum, 981 nucleotides. Its product is annotated as glycoside hydrolase family 43 protein. Bases 1 to 981 code for a protein of 326 amino acids. NCBI's taxonomy places the organism in Eukaryota, Fungi, Ascomycota, Eurotiomycetes, Eurotiales, Aspergillaceae. The record is from RefSeq and is a predicted model, not a curated record. Gene Ontology annotation, biological process: carbohydrate metabolic process. Gene Ontology annotation, molecular function: hydrolase activity, hydrolyzing O-glycosyl compounds. The transcript is spliced from 2 exons.